Molecule: messenger RNA, 3647 nt
Organism: Dromaius novaehollandiae (emu)
Lineage: Eukaryota; Metazoa; Chordata; Aves; Casuariiformes; Dromaiidae
Product: scavenger receptor cysteine-rich type 1 protein M130-like
Exons: 18
Biological process (GO): zymogen activation; G protein-coupled receptor signaling pathway
Cellular component (GO): plasma membrane
Molecular function (GO): olfactory receptor activity; serine-type endopeptidase activity
Source: RefSeq, a predicted model, not a curated record
AUGGAGGCAGAGGGCCUCCUCGUCCCUCGGGUGCUGUGGCUGCUCCUCUGGGUGCAGCUCUGCAGGGGUGCUGCGGAGGUGAGGCUGGAGGCUGGAGGCAGGCGCUGUGCUGGGAGAGUGGAGGUGAAACACCAGGACCAGUGGGGGACGGUGUGUGGCCAUGGCUGGGACAUGAAAGAUGCUGCUGUAGUUUGUAAGCAGCUGGACUGUGGAUCUGCUCUCCAAGCCCCUCAGUAUGGAUAUUUUGGGCCAGGAUCUGGGCCGAUUUGGCUGAGCUAUCUUGAGUGUGAUGGCACCGAGGCUGCCCUGUCCGAGUGCAGUCAUGAUGGUUGGGGUGAACAUGACUGCAUUCAUGCUUGGGAUGCUGCAGUGGUUUGUUCGGGAUUUGUCCAGCUGGUUGGAGGAGACAGCCCCUGCUCAGGACGUGUGGAGAUCAGAGAUGGAGACCAGUGGAGACCAGUCUGUGACCCUCACUUUGGUCUCAAAGCUGCCGAUGUUAUCUGCAGGGAGCUGCAGUGUGGCACAGCCCUGUCCGUCCCCGGAGGAGCUCACUUUGGAGAGGGGGUCGGGCCCACCUGGAACGGAGAGCUGCAGUGUGUGGGGAGUGAAUCCCUCCUCUCCUCCUGCCCCAGGAUGUCCCUCAGCAACCAGACCUGCACCCAUGCGAACGAUGCUGGUGUCACCUGCACACAGUACACAGGAUUCAGGCUGGUGAAUGGCAGCACGGUGUGUUCGGGGCGGGUGGAGAUCCAGGUGCUGGGAACCUGGGGAAGCCUCUGUGACUCUCGCUGGGACGUCGCCGAUGCCCACGUUCUCUGCCAUCAACUCAACUGUGGAUUUGCUGAGUCCGUUCCUGGAGGAGGGCAUUUUGGGAGAGGAACCGGCCCUGUCUGGAGAGACAGCUUCCACUGCAACGGGACUGAAUCCCAUUUGGGACAGUGCUCUGUGACUGCCGUGGGGGCCUCCCCAUGCUCACAUGACAAUAGUGCUGGUGUUUUUUGCUCAGGACCCUCUGAAUCCCUGCGGCUGGUGGACGGAGGGAGCCGGUGUGACGGGCGAGUGGAGAUGUCCCUGCACGGGGCGUGGGGCAGAGUCCUGGAUGACCAGUGGGACAUGGACGAUGCCAGCGUGGUGUGCCGGCAGCUCCAGUGCAGAGAGGCAGAGCGAGCCUACAACCCGCCGAAGCCUGAGCGAGGGACGGGCCCUGUGGGGCUGAGAAGGGUCCGGUGUGCAGGGGAGGAGACUCGCCUGGCCCUCUGCAACACCUCCCUGCUGGAGGCAGCGCCGGCAGGAAUUGCUGAGGACGUGGGGGUGGUUUGCUCGGGGAGCCGGCGGGUCCGGCUGGUGAACGGGACAAGGCGCUGUGCCGGGAGAGUGGAGAUCUACUACCGGGGCACCUGGGGGACCGUCUGCGAUGACUCCUGGGACCUGUCUGACGCCACCGUGGUUUGCCACCAGCUGGGCUGUGGGGUGGCUGUGGAGGCGGCCGGCUCUGCUCGUUAUGGGGAAGGCUCCGGGCAGAUCUGGCUGGACGACGUGAACUGCUCCGGGGGUGAAGCUGCUCUCUGGGACUGCCCUGCCGGGGCCUGGGGGCAGCACAACUGCAGGCACAAAGAGGACGCAGGAGUCGUCUGCUCAGAGUUUGUGGCCCUGAGGCUGGAGAACAGCGACGGCUGCUCUGGGCGCCUGCGGGUUUUCUACAACGGGACGUGGGGGAGUGUUUGCUCCAACUCGAUGACUCCUGACACCGUGUCUCUGGUGUGCAAAGAGCUGGGCUGUGGAGAUGGAGGGUUCAUUGAAACACAUCUGGUGUAUGGCAAGGUAUCUGGCCCCGCAUGGCUGGAUUAUGUUCAAUGUGGGAAGAUGAACAGCUCCUUUUGGCAGUGCCCCUCUGCUCCCUGGGACCCGCAAUCUUGUGAUGACCAACGAGAAGAGACUCACAUCACCUGCAAUGGGAGACGACCAGAAACGCCCCCAGCCCCGGUGGCCGAGUGCCCCAACUCUACAAGCUGCACAGAGACGGAGAAGAUUCGUGCCGUGGGAGGAGAGGACGGGUGCUCGGGCAGAGUGGAGGUUUGGCACCGCGGCUCCUGGGGGACAGUGUGCGACGACUCCUGGGACCUGAAGGACGCUGAGGUGGCGUGCAGGCAGCUGGGCUGCGGCCCCGCGGUGUCUGCCCUGGGGGAGGCUGCGUUUGGGGAGGGGACGGGUCCCAUCUGGCUGGAGCAGGUGGAGUGCCGAGGGACGGAGCGGUCUCUCUGGGACUGCUGGGCCCAGCCCGGGAGCGGUGCCUGCCAGCACAAGGAAGAUGCUGCCGUGAAUUGCUCCGGUGAGUGGCAGACGACAACGUCACCCCCCCGAGCAGAUCCCACCCAGGGCCGUGCGAGGGACAGCGGGAGAGUCUCGGUGCCUGUCGUCAUCUGCAUCGUCCUGGGGGCCCUGCUCUUGCUGCUCCUGGCCCUCCUGGUGGGGCAAGUGCGAAGUGCCAGGGCUCAGCGCAGAGGCUCGAGGAGGUCUCUGGAGCCCUUCUCUGAGGCCGUGUACCAGGAGAUCGACUACAGCCUGACGUGGGAGAAGCAGGCGAGGUUUGGUCGUUCAGGCUCCUCUUCAGAGGGGUCCCUGACCAAGCUGCAUCCUGACCCCAGGGACAGUGAGGAGGAGGACGGUCCUGGGUCAGCCCCAGAUGGCCUCAUCCUGCCCAGAGGUGACCCAGGAGAUGGCUAUGACGAUGCCAGGGACGUCUCUGACCCCGGGGAGGAUCUUGUUCCUGGGCAGCAAGAUUGGGAAGCGCCCAGGGAAGCAGAGGAGGGAGAUGGGCCCAGGGAGGCACAGAGAGACACGGGAUACGAUGAUGCUGAAGAGGUGUCUCUGGCACAUGCCCAUGAGGACAUCAAGGUUGUGAGACUGGACCCUGGUGCCAAAAGGUCCCUGAGCCCAGGGCCAGGAGAGACCACCCCUGCCAUGUGGUUGGGUGCACCUGGGAUGGAAGAGAGGUCUGAGCAGCUGGGAGAGCCGCUCUCCCCUCUACCUUAUGGGCUUUGUCAUGCCCUUGAUGACCUCACAUGCCUGCCCACCUGCUGCUGGCCAAUCAGCUGCUGUGAAAGGAGAGACCUCACAAUCAAACCCACCAAUGCCACCUUCACCUCCUCCUCCCUCUCACCUCCUCCCAAGCUCUCCUUGCUGCUGGGCAGCAUCUGUGAUGCUGUUGAUGACCUCAUAAUGCCAGCCUGCCCUCUUCUGGCCAAUCAGAUCUUCACUGCUGUGCUGAGGAUCCCCUCUGAGCAGGGCCGGCACAAAGCCUUUUCCACGUGCCUCCCUCACCGGGCUGUGGUCUCCCUGUUUGUCAGCACUAUCGUAUUUGCCCACCUGAAGCCUCCGUCCGUCUCCUCCCCAGCUCUGGAUCUGAUGAUUGCAGUUCUGUAUGUGGUGGUGCCUCCAGCAGUGAACCCCAUCAUCUAUAGCAUGAGGAACAAGGAGCUGAGAGAUGCAGGGAGGAAACUGAUCCAAUGGGGAAUUGGCUAUGGAUUUGGGGCUAGUGACACAGAUGGAGCCAAGGUCAAGGAUGGAGGGAUUGAGGAGGAAGAAGUACAUGGGAGUGUGGAGGCGGUGGUUGCAGGCUACGGCUGUGAUGAUCACCAUGUUCGAAG